UGUUGACCGAUGUACACUUGACAAUGUAUCAUCACCACUGCUCAACAUGAGGCUCGUCACCAUUGUCGCUGGCCUCGUCGGCUUCUCUGUCGCCGCUCCAACUAACCAACCUCACGGCGAUGCCCUCGACACUCGCGCCCCAUGGCCCAACGGCCCCCUUGUAACCUCCGGCCGUUGGAUCCGCGAUGCCUCUGGUACUAACCUGACCUACGUCGGCGUCAACUGGCCUGGAGCAGCCGAUGUCAUGAUCCCCGAGGGUCUGCAGUACCAAUCCAUUGAGACCAUCGUGUCCAAGAUCAAGAGCCUUGGCAUGAACGCCAUCCGUCUAACUUUCGCCAUUCAAAUGGUCGACGAGAUCUACUCCAACGGAGCGAAGGAUAUUACCCUCCAAAAGGCCUUCACUCAGGCUCUCGGGUCGACCAAUGGCCCCAAGCUGCUCAACCAGGUCUUAGCCAAGAACCCCCAGUUCACGGCGAGUACUACCAGGCUGCAGGUGUUUGACGCCGUAGCGGCCGAGUGCGCAAAGCAGCACAUCUUUGUCCAUUUGGAUAACCAUAUCUCCAAGGGCAUGUGGUGCUGCUCGACUGACGAUGGAAACAGCUGGUGGGGAGACACGUACUUUUCCGCAGCCAACUGGACGAGAGGUCUUGCUUAUAUGGCUAACCAUGGCAAACAAUGGACAUCCCUCAUGUCCAUCGGCCUCCGCAAUGAACCGCGCGAGCCUACCUCUGGGGCAGCCAAAUCCACAUACAACUGGCAAACAUGGUACACAUACAUGAAGCAGGGCGCCGAAGCCGUGCACUCCUCGAAUCCCGACCUUCUCAUCUUCUUGUCCGGCCUGUCCUUCGAUACUUUCCUGACGCCUGUCGUCCGGGGCACCGCCUUGACCCCGGGAACCGGCAAGUUCAGCUUCAACGACUUUCCCAGCUACGCCAACAAACUCGUCCUCGAACUGCACAACUAUGAAACGAGUGCCAACAGCUGCAACAAUCUGCAAAACAACUUGUACAACAAUGGAUUCGAGGCGUUGACGAGCUCUGCGGUGAACCAAUUCCCCGUGAUGUUGACCGAGUUUGGGUUCCAGAUGGAUGCGAGUACGUGGAAGGGGACGUACGCUAGCUGUCUGGCAAGCUAUUUGCCCGCCCAGAAGGCUGGCUGGUUUAUCUGGGUACUGGCGGGGUCGUAUUACAUCCGGUCUGGCACGCAGGAUUACGACGAGGGAUGGGGGCUGCUGACCCAUGAUUGGAGUACGUGGAGGAGUCCGAGUUAUGUCAACGAGGCGUUGAUUCCCAUGGUCAAGGACACCCUCAGCUAGAGGCUCAGCUAAGCAGCAAAUACACUAUCCCGCCCAGUUCUUCACGUUUAUGCCUCUGCAUUUUCCUCCUUUGCCUCCUCCUCAGCCUUAUAAGGCUCCUCCUCCACAUACACAUCCCAAUCAUACUUUCUCCCCACAUGAUCCGCUCUCAACUGCUUCUGUCCCCUU
Messenger RNA from Neurospora tetrasperma FGSC 2508, 1483 nucleotides. RefSeq lists its product as uncharacterized. The transcript has 2 exons. Gene Ontology annotation, molecular function: hydrolase activity, hydrolyzing O-glycosyl compounds. The record is from RefSeq and is a predicted model, not a curated record. Bases 47 to 1315 code for a protein of 422 amino acids. Lineage: Eukaryota; Fungi; Ascomycota; Sordariomycetes; Sordariales; Sordariaceae.